Drosophila melanogaster (fruit fly) is the source of this 929-nucleotide messenger RNA. RefSeq names its product reduction of Rh1 (gene roh). The transcript is spliced from 2 exons. The record is from RefSeq and is marked reviewed. Lineage: Eukaryota; Metazoa; Arthropoda; Insecta; Diptera; Drosophilidae. Bases 167 to 415 code for a protein of 82 amino acids.
AGUGUCAUUUUUGGUGCUUUCCUCGCCGCACGAGUUGGCAUUCCCAUAGCUGUCUUUUAUUUGUGAGGUUCGUAUGUUCGUCUGCCGCCUCCGAAAAUUACAUAAUUUUUGCGUAAAUUGAUUUCGUUUAAUUCGACCCUCCACAGCUGCGAAUUCCACGACUACCAUGGCCGACAAAGCUGCUGCCGAGAAACCCGCUGGACGCCCCAUGCGCUACCCAUACACUUUCUCCGCGAAGAUAGCCCAAUUCCCCAUCAAGCACUACAUCAAGAACCAAUGGAUCUGGCGCUACUACUUCAUUGCGGCCGUGGCCUGCGUGCCCGUGUUCUACAAGAUCAGCAAGCUGGCCAACUCGCCCGAGAACAAGAAGGCAUGGGCCGAAUCGCAGGCCAAGGAGCACGCCGAGCACCACUAGGCGGCCAGUAACUUAGUCUUAAUUGUCGCAUCAACAUUUCAGAGCUGUUUGUGUCGGACCCAACGUGAAAUCGGCGAAUAAAUGAUUUGAAACGAGGUUAAACUUGAUUCUUAUUGGAGAGUGCACUGCAACAUCCAAAUACGGUCUUAUUAUGCGGCUAUGACACCACCUAUGAGUUGAGUUCGGUCACACUAAUGAUUUGUUAUAUGAAACACAAAUUAAGUUGCUUGUUACUAUUAAAAUUCAUAACUAGCAGCAUUUAAUUGGAUUUAUUAAAGAAUAGAUUAAAUUAUAUUCCACAACUGAUCGCGAUGAAUAUUCGUUUACCCAGAUAACUGCAUUUCGAAGGGUUAAUCGAGAAGCUAAGCAGGAAAAAUAUUCAAGUUCAAAUUUGUAUAAGUAGUUGGCGCAAGACAAAGCAUCACAGGGGUCUAAUUUUUGGUAGUGAGUUGGAAUUUCCCCAGAUUCGUAAAUAAAAUAAAAAUAAAAAAGUACUGAGAGCACUCAUUAAAAC